AUGGGUGCCGAAAUGGAGUUGCAUCGUCUGGUGGAUUUGGCGCUGCGUUCGCCAGACGCGGGUGUUGUGAACUUCAACCACCUUCACACUCUUCUACACGCCAUUUUGAACCACAUAGGUUUGAGCUACGAUCCGCUCAGCGGAGAGAUCAAUACCAAACUUGCUGCUCCUACAAACGAAGCAAAUGUUAAAAGUACGAAAACUGAGCAGUCGGAAGCCGAAGAUGAGGCGAGCAAAGGAGAAGAUCGUUCAAAGCGACCUGACAAAUCUUUGGAGCUGGGGACAGCUUUCUCCGAGUUUGAAAGAAGCAACGGCAGUAGGUUAGGUUAAUCUUUUUGUUUGUGACAAAUUUUGUUAAACAUCACUUGUUCGAAUAUGCAAAUAAUCUAAGCUGUUAAAGUGUUGUUGAUAUGAUCUGCUGUUGCAAAGCUAAGCGAGUAACAACAGUUAGUUCUUUAAUGCUUUUCACACUUCAUAAGUUUUUCACUGUUCUUUUGUCCAAAGAGUCAUGCUUUUCACAACGAAUAUCCAUAGCUACGAAACAUGCUCGUUUUUCUCCAUUGCCGGCCAGUGUUAAUUAUGUUGAGAAGUGUGCUUUUGACAAAUUGUAGGUGGCUACUGUCAUGAAUUAUUUAAGUUCCUCGCCGACUUUGCUGUUUCUGAAGGCUUCAUAAAGAACAUGGCUUAUUGUCUCCCUUACUCUUUAUGUCAAACAGAGGUUCUCUAGUUCGCAAUUGCAAGAAAUUACAUUAUAUUCUUCUACGGAUUCGACUAAUUGUAUGUUUUAUUGAUUCUCCACAAUUACCUAAAGAUAUCUCGAUCCUGGUCGCUUUGUUUUGCCUGAGGGCUAGCUUAAAAUGUAAGGGACCUGUCAUUAUUUAAAGACAAUGAAAUACUCUUCCAAAUGCAUCACUCAAAUCUAUUUUAAAAUGUCUUGUUAUUUCAAUCGAAAUUUUAUCUCCAGUUAAGUUAUUGAGCAAGAAAAAACUAAAUGCAAGAUUUGCUAGUGUUGUCAUUCACAGCCUCCGUCACUGUGGAAACGCAAGAAUAUUGAAAUUUAAAACCUGAUAUUGAUGCGUCUGCCGCGCAGUUAAAUUCACCUGUAUAUUAAAAGCCCUCGUAGUUUUUCAUAGCCUGUCGAAGUUUCUUUUCAAUACAGAGUAAUUUACUGGGCGGACUUCGGCGUUGUCGCUCUAAAGAUAAUCCGCUUAACGCCCCAGGAAUGAGAAGAUACACUGUACUUGCAAAUUAUAGCUUUAUAAGUCUUGUCUUUGUUUGUGGAGUCGUCUCAUCUCUGUUUGCCCAUAUUUCUCUUUUUUCAAAGUACUGCGUCAAAUUGUUUCAAUCUUCUCAGACGUCAAAAAAAUGAGGUUUUUAAAAUGUAAGUUUUAAUUUUUUUGGCAGAAUUGAUCAUUAAUAGAAAAGAAAUUGGAAUUUUUUUGCUGUGGGCAUUGAAGACGUAGCCUGCGUGCAGACGAUAACUAAACUUUAAUUUCGUCUGCGCAAAGGCUAUGAGGACGUUAUGAUGAGUUUAAAAAAAUAUAUUAGUUAUUUUAUUUAUUUAAAGGAAAAGUAAACACAAUGAAGGUGUACUGCUAAAUGCAUUGUCAUCACAUGCCUUCCAUACAUACCCUCAGAAAAAAGGUCAGUGUAGAAUGUAGACUGUGAACCACAGACCAGCUGAACAUAUUAGAAAUAUGUGUAUCACAGAAACCCGCGAAGCUUGGGGGUGGGUGGCCUGAAAAAUGUUAGGGAUGGGAUCCUGAUAAUAAAGUGUAGACUGCAGACUAAGAAUAAAUGGCAGAGCAGGUGAAAUGUAGACGAUGCAGAUAGAAAUCAUGUUGAAAUGAUAGAAUGGAAAAUUAAACCUCACUCACGCAGUUCAUGCUUUUUAGUAAUUUACUUUAAUCUGUUCAACAAGGGGAGAGUCAUUUGCAACAUAUGUGUAUACAAUCAUCCGUCCUCUUAUCUACCCUUUAGAAGUUUUUAUUGUUCUAAAGCUUAAAAAACAAAAAAAACCGAACUGGCAAAUAUGAUGGAUAUACGAGUAUGUAGCAAGAAAGCAAACAUUUGAAAAUUCACCUCAGGCGACUCCUCUGCUACCAAUUGGUAUUGGUUAAAGAACUCUAAAAGCAUCUGUCCAAAAGCUAACAUUUGGUGAUGCUACCACUGGUUUCCCCACCAAAUGAUGUCUGAGAAACGAGUGCGGAAAUUCCAUACUGAUGACUCUUCACUACCCAGAUCUGGGUAGUGCUUCUGAUUGGUCGUGCUCCGUGGGAAAUUUGAUUCAACCAGUCAGAAGCACUACCCGGAUCUGGGUAGUGACACGUGAUCAGUAUGGAAUUUCUGCACUCGUUUCUCAGACGUCAUUUGGCAGGGAAACCAGCAGCAGCGUCGCCAAAUGUCGGCUGUCUUCUCAGGCUACCCCUCCCCUAGCCCCCCUCUAAAUCCCUGCUUGUGUAUAAUGACUUCUUCACUUUUUUGUCUUAAACCUUUGUUACAUUUUUUAUCAGUUUACAGAAAAGGCAAGAAAACCUUGAGCAAAAAGUUCAAGAACUAGAAGAGAGAUUGAAGAUUCUUGACAACCCACCUUCCAAUCAAUUUAUUAUUGAGCAGGCACAACAAUCAAAACAUUUAAAUCAAGAUGAAGCUGUCACUCAAACUACACUUUCUGGGUUGUGGCAGUUUAUGAAAUUUAACAAGCGACUUCAGGCCACAGAAGAGGCUAUUGACAGAGUAAUGACUAUUUUGAAUGAGUUUCUUGGAACUGAUGGAAAGACCAUAACUAGCCUGAAAAGUGACAUGGAAGAUGUCGCAAAUGAAUUGAAGAAUCUCAAAGAGAGCAUUCAUGGUCAAACAAACUCAGUGGACAGUAAUCUGGGACAGAAGCCAUCCACUGAAGCUUUUAUUGAAGGAGAUGCCAUGUCACGUAUAAAUUCAAUAGAAAAAGAACUUGGUAGUAGAUUUGCAACAAAGGAUGAGUUGUCAGUGUAUGUGAAAUGGCCUGCACUGGAAGAAGCUUUGAAUGUUAAGAAAACAGACCUUGAGAGGGAAAAUAGAGUAGCAACUGGUGCAGUCGCUCUGCAUCCAGAGGAGACACCAGUAAAGGACCCUGAUCAUAAUAAUAAUGUAAGUGAAGAAGUUGAUGAUACAGAGUCAGAUGGCCGGCCACAAUCUGCUCCAAUGCCGCCAACACUUCAGACACCAAUACCAGCGCCAGAACACCCUAAGACUGCCUUUGCAAGAAGUACACAGGUCCGUGAGCUUAUAUUUAAGCAUAAUUACGAUUUUGCCCAGCCAAACAUACCCCCCAUAAACUAAUAAUUAAUGAAUUAAACUGAUUAUUCAUAAAUUAAAUUAAUUAUUAGUUGAGGGCCUAGCUAGGAUUUUCAAAGGGGCAUCAUGCACCAUGUCUUGCCCCAUGGUACUUACUAGAUUGUCGUUUCAACAUCCUUUCUGUGUUUUACUAUAAGUAGUUUUAAUUUCUUGUUUUUUUGUUGGGGGGUGACAAAUGAGCUUGGGGGAGAGACAAGCAUACAAAAUAGCUGCAUGGACAAUAAUGGUAACAUCAUCAAAUUUUGGCCCAUACAAGAACAGCUGACAGGGAACGACUUUGAUAGGAAGAAAUUUUCAACAAAGUGAGGUUUCAAACAAUAAGAUGGCUAAGGAGUCAUCCUUUAAAGACAGUGAAUUUCAGGAUUUUAGUGUGGAAUUUGGCUCAGGCCUUUUUUCAGAAAGAAAAAAGGAAUGCCUCUCACAGGGGAGGGGGGGUCAAAGACACCUGAAGCCCUCCUAGCUAUACCCUGAUUAGUUGAUGCCAUUAUCAGACUGUAAAUUAUAUAAGAGCAUAAGUGAAGAUGACUAGUUUUCAACAUGCUUGAAAUUGCACAGUGUUUUACUCAUGAUUCAGACUUUUAAUUGAGUGGUUAGGGUUCAGUCAUUCCCUACUCCUGUCUCUAAUCCCUCUCAUCUUUGCGGGGUGUCCCCUUUACAGACAUAUUAAACUAUUGUUUAGGAAAGUUGUUUGUGGUACAGUAAUGAUGUCAUUGAUAAAGUGGAGUACUUAGAUUUAUAUAUGCCUGCAAACUCUCAUGCAUUAUGAGUCUCACGCCUGCAGACUAAAGACGUCACUCUCAUAUGCCUGAAGGACAAUUUCUCAUGCCAGAUUAUCUGAAAAAUGAAUCUGUUUGUCGUUCCAGUAACUAGUGUCAAAUUCAAAUCAGCAUUCCUGCUUGCGUAAUGAGUAGUGAAUAUUUUAUGAGAAUAUCUCUGUAUUCGGUCAGAUUGAAAAUCUUUGAAUGGAUUAAGUUUCUUUGCAUACUAUUACAUCAAAUUCAGGCAAACUGAAGCAGGUAGAAAUUUUGUAAGUGCCUCGCGUGUGAAUUCACGACUCAGUACGCAUGCAAGAAUGCCAUGAUGAAUCUGAAAUCUACAAGCACCAACAGAUUUAACUUUUGAAUAAUAAAUUUAUUAAUGGAAUCUUGGGGGGUACACUUGACCUUGCUUGACUGUAAAACCUCACUUUUGCAGGUACAUGUUCAAGAACUGUUGCCUCCUGCAGAGUACCCAUCUCAGGAAAUGGUGGAGUGUCUCAGGCAAAUUGGAGAACUGUCAGAUAAGCAAACCCAGGUGGAGAAACGUGUGGUCAGUGUUGUUGAAUCACAACAGGAAAUGGCUGGAGAGUUGGCUAAAGUAGAACAUGCCCUGCCACAGAAAGUGAGCAAGGAAGAUCUGAAUAUUCCUGAUGACUUACAGGAUCAACUAGCUAUGCUUAAACAAGGUAUGCUAAAAUGAUCAAUAAAUGAAUUUCAUAUAUUUCAACUGCAGAAAAAAAAGGUAGUUAAGGGCAGUUGCAAAAGGCAAGCCUGAGAGAAUUCACUCUUGCUGGGAUUCACGUAGCCUGGGACCAGGCUCUUCAUUGGGGGAAAAAGGAAAAAAAAUUGGCAAGCAAAGUGAAACGGGAGGUAGUCUGGGGAGGGGAAAGAGUGGCCCUUUCCCUCUCCCCAGACCACAGCUAGUCUCGCUUUGCUCGCCAAUAUUUUGACCCCCACCACUGAUGAUAGUCUUGCUUUGCUCAUGGAUAUUUUGAUCCCCACCACCGCUAAGUCUUGCUUCGCUCACCAAUAUUUUAACCCCCACCACCGCUAAGUCUUGCUUCACUCGCCACUAUUUUGACCCCCACCACCGCUAGUCUAGCUUCACUUUCCUGCAUUUUGACUGUUGCCUUUUUUCCCCCACUGCGGAGCCUGGUCCCAGGCUAGGAUUCACGACAAACUCUGACCUUUGCGAUACUGCAGGUGCAGUGCUCUAACCAAUUGAGGUAGCAACUAGAAGCUGGUUUGUAAUAUUCUCUGGAAAUGAUGAAGGUGUGAAGUGAGUAAAAUAUGAAUGUCAUAUAUUGGACCUGUAGAAUGAAAGCUGGUCAAUAAAUAGGUUUGUAAUAUGCCUGGGAAAAAUGAAAAUGAAAUUCAUGAAAAUGAAAUUAAUGAACUGUUGGAUUAAGAAAUAAAUGCAAAGACCAGACAUUAAUUAAAGGUGAAGACGCAACUUAUGCAGUUGCAAAAUGAAAGCUUGAAAAAAUUUUAGCUUGUCAGGAUUUGAACCCUGACGUCUGCAAUACCAGUGCAGUUUCCCAAUGUUCAUUGAACAGAACAAAUGUGUUUCCAGAGGGAGGGAAUACAGGAUAAUUAAUCUAGAGAUGUAGAGCUUCUUGUAUGGGUGAGUGUUUUUUGUUUUUGUUUUUUUUUUUUUUAAUGAAAAUAUUUUUUGUAUUUUUCGAUUCUCUCUUCUUUUAUAUUUUUUUCUUUUUCUUCUCUCUUUUUUAUUUUACUUUGCUUGGAGGUGAAAUCAAUUACAGCAAGGAGCCCAAAAGUGUGACCACUUUUGAUUUAUUCACAUUCUUUAGUACAGAUUUAAUCCAAUCAGAAGCCAGCUGGAAACUGCCCUCGACUUCUGAUUGGUUAAUGUCUGCAUGAAAGAAUGUGAGUUAAUUAAAGGCGGUCACACUUUUGGGCUCCUUGCUGUUUACAGUAACUCUUCAUGACUAAAUGUAUGUGAAUAUUUGCUAUUUUCAUUUUUCAUUGGAGGUUUGGAAUUCCUAAAUACAAAUCAAGACUUAGUUGCUCUUGCUGAAAUCAAGAACAUGGCUCUUAACAACAAAGAUCACAUAGAGGGAAUCAAACGUGAACUUGCCAUAAUUGCUCGACAAAACAAACCAGCUUUCACAGGAGUCGUUAGCCAGUCACCUGGAGUGGACAGCAGUGUGUUGGAUGCAUUGAGAGAACACUUAACUGAUCUGCAAGCAGAACAGGAAAAACUGGUUCUAACGGCAGACAGACAACAUUCAGAAGUGGUUCAGGAUCUUAGCAGAAAACAGGUACAUGUACUCCGCUGUACAUAAAUGGUCUAUGUCAUGUAAGCAUUAAACAAUACUUUAAAAAUAAAUCCCAACCUUCAAAGAUGAAGUUUAUAAUGUAGAUUAUCUGGCAGGCACUCUAAAAAGGGUGAAUGUGGAGGAUGAGGAGAGCAAGGCAUUCUUAAUAAUGUGUGGCCUAACAUAAUUAACCCUUUAAUCCCUACAAAUCAAUUUCAUGGUUUUGAGAAUUAAAAAGAGAAAAUUAUCUCCAGCCACAAAGGUGUUAAUUGUUAAACAUUUUUAAAACAGCAAUUUUUUACCCGCAUUUGUUUGGGUGGGGCCUUAAAUCACUCUGGAGAGCUUUUUAAGAAAGAUGCGGUUUCGGUGAUCAGACGGACAAUGCUUCGUGUAAAAAUAGAAUAUACGGUUUCAAAAAUGUCCAGAUUCGUAAGGACGGGACUUUAGACAUCUGAAUGGUAGUUUGCAAUAUGGUAGUUGAUAUAAAUGCAUAUCAAGGCAAUGAGGUACAAUGAUGGGUCCUUACAAGCAGUCUUUUCUACUUAUAGAUAUUAAUUUGUGCUUCUGUUUACGAGUGCUGCAUAAUUUUCUUUCCCGCUUUCUUGCAGGAACACAUUGAAGCACUGUACAGUUAUGUUGAAAAACUUCAAGAAAGUAAAGCAGACAAGGAAAAUGUUGCCUUGGAAAUGAACAUCAAAGCUGACAAAGCUGCAUUGGAUAGCAAAGUGAAUGUGUCAACAUUUGAUAACACAUUCAACAUGCUGGAUGAAGGACUCAGAGAAGCUCUACAGAAAAUGGAUGACUAUAUGAAUGAGGAAAUGGCUCUGAAACAAGCCUUGAAGCAGCUAUCGGCUGAUAUGUCAGAGAAAAUGGAUGGACAGGCCUUUCAAGCACUCAAGAACUAUUUAGGUACAUCACGCGUACAAGUAUAUCCUACAUAAUAGGUGUAGCCUUGUUGCAAGCACUAGGGAGCUUAAACAACGACGACCGCGACGGCAAUGAGAACUGCAAAAAGGAUCAGGCGAAUCUUUGCUGACAUCAUUGUUUCCCUUUUUGUUGAUGCCAGUCCAUCUAGUAAUUAUAAUCGUCGAUGUUUCUUAGGGCUCAAGUACCCUUCGUACAAGUCUUCAUUCCCCCCAAUUCACCCAUUGCGCUUUUUUUUUUCGAUAGACUUAAGUUGUUACCAAAGUUAGUGCCGCAGUUUUGUGCGGCCAGAAGGUAAUAUGUUUUAACUGUCUUUUCUAGAGCGCCGAAUAGCAGAUGUACAAAAGUCCAGGAAUCUCAUUGCUGCUGAGACAAAAGUGGACUUUUCCGAUGCAGCCGGGUUCCGCAAGCAAGUUAAGUUCAACUGCAUUUCCUGUAGUAGACCUGUGGAGCUUCCUCUGCGAGGGCCCAAUCAAAGCAACCUGCCGUUGCCCCGGGGUGUCCGUACAAAGAGAUCCAAGGGACCUUACUUAUCUUUUGAAAUGGACCAGGUAAGAAGCCUCUUAGAGAGUAACAAAAAUUAAUUUGAUUUUUGCCUAUUUCGGGGGAUUUUCACUAUAGGGCUUUGAAAGCCUCUUCCCUACUGAUUAUGUAAACGAAGUCUAACUCAAGUCACAGUUUAAGGCAAUAAGGUACCCCCAAAUCCAUCCAUAACUGGCUGUAAGUAAAUAUAUUUUUUCUCAUCUGCUUUAGUAUUCCUUCUUGACAUUGUUACCAUUUGAUAAUGACGCCGGAUCAGUUAAACUCCACUUAUAUAUCUAGUUGCUCUUGUUUCGCGUCAUUCUAACUUUUUGUUAUGUUUUUUAUUGCUACCGUUUUGUUGCUUGCAGAUUCGUCAGUAUCAGCGAGGUCAUUACGGAGGUGGUAAAGCAGAAAGGUCUUUAAAUGAGAUCAUAUCAGGGCGACCGUGCGGAGGAAGUCACACAGUUAUGUAUCAUCCAAAGAGAAGAAACAGAACUACGCAGCUAAACCAAGUGUUAGGUUUGUGUUUAACCAAUUACAGUACUGAGUACAUUUCUUAUUUUCAGUAUAUAAAAGUAAUAAAAACAACUAAAAUUAAACUAAUAAAGGGAAAAAUGAGGUCAUAGGGGUAACCCAAUUACUGGUAACCCAGUAGUUUUCAGAAACAAACAUUUCAAAAUAAACAUGAUAAGGUUAAGAAUCCCAACUGGCCGGAGACAAAUCAGGGUGACCGAUCGACGAUUUGAACUCGGGACUGCCGUGUGAACAAAUCCAGCUAGCAUUCAGAGCGGGACUUGAACUCGUGGACUCAGGAUUGCGAUUCCAGCGCUCUAACCGCUCGGGAACGCUGCCUCUGUGUAUAAUUUUGAGAAGAAACUACCCACCCACCCGUCCGUUAUCCCAGCGUUGACACUAACUUCCCACUUGGGGCUAAAUGUUGGGUUAGGGGAUGGGUAGGUGGGUAAUUUCCCAGCGUCUUACAUGGAUCCAAGAGAAGAUAUGGUAGGUGUAGUGUUAAAAAUUCUUUUCUUGAUUUGUAGCCCGUGAAGAACAAACAGAAAUCCCGAAUUGGGGAAGAGAAAUGUCUGUUAUUGAUUUGCUGAAAGGUUCCGAUGGUCAUGUCUAUAAGGGACGCUUUAGACAGGUAUGAAUGUAUGUUUAUUCGCAACACAAACUGCUUAGAUUUUAAGGUCCCACUCCCCAUUUUCUGACAACCAAGGGAAAUCUGACACCACAGACUAAGCGGUUGAGGGUUUGAGAAAUGAGAACGCGACGGCAGUGACGUCAGCUCUCGCAAAACUAAAAACAAGCUUUACCAGGAGCCCAUCAAUAUGAUGGGCUCCUGGCUUUACCAAUAUCAGAGCGGGAAAUUAAAUACCGGAAGUCGCGCUCAGUUCUUCCUGCGCGUUUUCGCGUUCUCGUUUGCCGUCGCGUUGUUAUUUCUAAACCUGCCUGAUGUCUGCUGAUAUGGCACUUGAGUGUCAUGAGUGUCACGAAUGGAUUUGUCAGCUGGAAAGACCUCGUGGGUCACUUAAUGCUCUUAAACGACUUGAAUGUGCUCUGUCGGACCCAAGUGAUAUGAAAUAAAGAUAUAUAAAACGGAAAAAAACAAAAAUAACCUGAAAAGGUAAGAAGCGUACAAAAAUGGCGCUUAAUUUUUUUUUGAAAGGUGAACCUUGUUGAAGGGGUGUUUGGGUUACCUUACAAAAGCCAAGUUUUACAGGCCUGAUAGAAUUUACCUCACUAGAUGCUUGGGGUUUAACGGCGCCCUCGUUCGUCUGUCUAGAGCGACUUUGCAGCAAUACGUUCUUGAGCCUUCCAGUAUAUAAAAGUAAUAGAUUAAGAUUUUACUGCAAUACGUGUUUUGUUCAUCUGUUUUGGCUGUCACUAGCGACUUUGAAACAAAUUGUGAUUGAAUUUAUAAAAUUGAAUGAUCCUUCCAAGAUUUUACUGCAAUACUUAUUUUGUAUUUUGUUGUCAGACAAUACCACCCAUUCCCAAGAAUUCUCGGUCUCCGCCACUUGAGCAUGAAUUCUCGUCAUUCGCCAAAGAAGAAUCACCUUUUACGUCAAAUUCGGACCCAGACUCCCCAAGGAAUGCUGGGGCAGGGCAGGUGAGAGAUUUGGUGUAUGUGUUACAGUUAUGUCGCGUUACAGCUUACUGUAUGGCAAAAAGUAGGAGGGCCACCCUUCUCACUGGCUUUGUGAUAUUCAAAUGAUAUCUGAUAUUUAAAAUAUUGCUUGCUUGGUUACUUUAUUACUUAAUUGAAUUCGUUCGGUGACUCAACAUGGUGGCAGGGGAUGAAACAGGACUAACGUCCCAAUUGAUAUCAACCCUUUCAUUACCCACCAAGCCCAUGAAAAGUUGUACCACACCACCGGGCUCUACGCCCCCUACCCUUACGAACAGCAGUGUGGUUUCUUUUACGUUCCACACGAGUCAGAACAGUGAAUGAGCUGCGAGACGGGACCAACGGUUUUUCGUCCUUAUCGGAGAAGACUAGAAUGUCUAACCAAUUUUAGAUGUCACAACAAAGGCAGCACAUUCUCCUCAGUUAUUUUAAGACCCCAAGUGUUGGGCCGGCCGGGGUUUGAACCCGCGACCUCCCGCUCAACAGACCGGCGCUAAUCCAAUUGAGCAAACCGGGCGGCGGUUUUAAACUGGGUUGCUUGGACUCGUAAAUGUAGUCAAGUGAGACAAUAUCCAUACAUCAUCAAGAGAAAAAGGUUUUGAUAAGUAAUAAAAUGAUCACCAAAGGGGAAAUGCUUUGAUCUUUUCGAUCAAUUUCCCUCAAUUCUUUAAGGAAAUGUAUGGAGAUCUGCAGGGGAAUGUCUGGAGAAUUUGUAUGUGGAUAUUGGCCGGGCUUAAAGGGUUAAUGUAUUCAACUUAAAAUUUUCAGGCUGCGGAGGAAAUGUCUCCAGAGUCACAAAACAGUCCGCGUGACACGCAGAAGAAGAGUCAGUCUCACAAUACGUCGCCAAGGGCAAGGAUGAGACACAUGGUGAAACGUCACAGCUCCGAUUCACCACCCGUUCCAGUUCCCUCGCCGUCUCCCCCGACCGUGCGUGACAGUGAAACUCAUAAAACGCUGCUAAAACAGCAAAGACAAGAAGUAAAGUUAAUCAAUCUUAUAUUGUUUUCGUCAUGAUGAUGAUGAUGAUGAUGAUGAUUGUGAUGAUGAUUGCGAUGAUGAUGAUGAUGAUGAUAAUUAUUAUUACAGCUAUUUUUCGGUCUUAGUUUUAAGGUGCUUUGCUGUUUUCGUGUUGCCUUAUAUUUUAUUGUUGUUCUUAUAUGUAUUGCAGGACAGUCAGUCGAAGUUAUUCACUCCAGCUAUUCCCAGACCCUCUCCCGAUGGAGGACGGGAAAACGAAGACACUGAUCCAGGGGGGACUGGUAAAGAUACGGUGAGAUUUUUUUUUGUGUGAAAAGUGUCCGGAGAAGCAUAGCUUAUUAAAAUUGACAUGUUCAAUUAGUUCAUUAUUUAACGCAUUGCACUUACGUUGUGUUGUUUUCCUAACUCGUAUUCCUUGUCACUUGUUGUCAGUAACUUUGCUCACAUUGUGGGUUGCUCCUCCCAAAAUGUUCUGUAAUUGGUGUAGGAUUUAAUAGAGCCGAAACCAAUUGUGGAAUUGCACACAUUUUAGGCAUCCGACUGAUGAACUGUUACGACUUAUAGAUAUUUUCAACAACAACAAUUUGCCGCCUGUCCACUUCGAAUUGUAAGGAACAAUGAACAUUGAAAAGUUACUGGAAUCAUGAAGCUUACGAUUCUGCGUAAAAGGACAACUAAAAAGGGAGCCUGCUAAAGCAACGUUUUCACGGUGUGACUAAAGUAAUUUUGGGAAAUGCCUCGAAAUACCAGCAAACAGAAGCAUGGAACAUGUUAAUUCUCUCGAUUUGUUUGUUCAAUUUCACCGGGUGGCUGGUCGCUUUUAAUUCCUACUGAAAAAAAAUACAAACACUAGGCUGACACAUAAAUACAGGGACAGGGUUGGCCUCGACUCUAAGUAAAGCAUUCCCAAAUGUGAGUGACUAGGAAGUACCAGAAAUUUUAAAGAAAAUAAUACCGGCACAGAGUAGUAAACAAGUCGUCCUCUUGCUGGAAUUCGGGAAUAUAUCCACUUCAGCUUGAGGCUAGCCCUGUAAAAUGGGUUUUCAAUACUCUCAUUCAGCGGACAUAGAGAACUCCAUCAUUCCACAGUGCUCUGUUAUAGAGUGCAAUCAAUUCUUUAACACAGACAACGUGUAUAAUGGCACUCAGUAUCCGUCUUUGAUGCGAGGUUUGAUAGGUGUCCAGCUCAGUUUGAGAGUCUACAGAGAAAUGACAACCACAGGGACCAGUUCUAGAUGUCCGAUAUCAAUGAAGUUGUCCGGCUAAGAAAGCCACGCUAAUCAGUUAUCUCUUAUCUUUUUUAGGAUAAUGGUAGUGCUGCAGAAUGAGAAGGAAAAGUGAUAACACCAAGGACCAAGGGAGGAAAUAACCUAAGUAAUGAAAAAUUGUGGUAACUGAGUGUUGUUAGAAAAAAGCUAUGGUUAUAAUAGGCUUUUUGCAUGACUUGAUCACGUGAUCAACUUUCGGUAAACACGAAAACAGUUCACUUUUGAAAAAUUCUUUUAGCACAAGAUAAAUAGAGGAUAUUACAUGGCCGCGUGGGGAUACGAAUUUUAUCUUCGAGUGACGAUAAAAUUCGUGUCCCAAGCGGCCAUGUAACGUUCUGUUUAUUUUAUAGAUACUGAUGAAAUUCCUACAUAAAACACAACUUUUUUUUUCGGCAAAUCGUCCUGAAUGUUCUUCAAGCUCGGAGAGAGUAUCGAUGUGAAAAUUUGGCAGCUCAUCGAGAAAGUCACCGGUAACUACCGUCUUCCCACCUCGAAGCCAUUUUGUGAAUGAAAUGUCAAAAGAACCGGCCGCGCGCCUGAGAGGGAAGCUCUCUUGCAAUUGGCUAAUCAUGUUAGUAACCAUGGCAACACCAAUAUCCUCUACAC
Porites evermanni is the source of this 12805-nucleotide messenger RNA. Lineage: Eukaryota; Metazoa; Cnidaria; Anthozoa; Scleractinia; Poritidae. The record is from the annotation of a GenBank genome assembly.